GUACAAAUUUCGAAUGCUUUUAUAUCCUUGGCAACUUUGGCCGACCGCACGCUUCGCUCUCACAUGCCACUUCUGCUGCCACGAUUUACAUCGCACAUGGAUAUAUACAUAUAUAUGCGUUAGAUAAGCUGUAAAACAGUUGUAAAUUUAUUCAUGUAUCGUCAGGUGAAGGGAAAUUCCAUGUAUCUGAAGAUUAGGACAUGGGAACGUUACUUGAAUUAAAAUCAUAUCGCAGAUACGUAUAUCAAUUACGGAUUGACACUGCCAUCGAGGUCUGGCGUAUCCUAGGAGACUGUAACAGACUUCUCAGUGUUGAAUGCUGAAGAAAAGCAAAGCACGAAGAAAGGUGUAAUCCAGUUUCAGUUGGUCGACUGCCAGAGACUGUUGCGAUUCCUUUGAUAUAGUUUUAAGCACAAAAGGGAACAAUGGCACCGACAGUACCCAAAAAGAUGGCCUCCAAAGUGUCAGAAAUAAGCAAAGAGCAUAUAUCUUUAACAAAGAGUUAUGUAUCUCGACAAGAUUUGGGUGCUGGUGACAUGGACUGGAUACGAGGAAAGAUGUUGCUGAAACCGGAGGAUCAACUGCAGUUAACGGACGCGGUACGUUUAACGUCUCUGUUAUUUUUGUUGUUGGACUGUACUGUAUCUGUAAUUGUCAUAUCGCUGCAGGAACUGCAAGAGGAAUUUGCCAGGGUGCUGAAUAUACAUAAUACUAGGGUACCAGACUCCUUAGUCGAGUGGUCAUGGAAAUUACGUCAAUUUGUAAGAUUACCUCCCCCGCCGCAUUUGGUAACUCUUCUGGACGUAGCUGGCACUAUACUACACAAAGACUCUGAAGAAGCCAAAGUGCAGUUAACAGGCGGGAUAAUUACUGACAGUCAAGAGGAGGUAACGGACGAGAAAUUGAAGCUGGAUAAAGCGGAAGAAGAGGCAGAAUAUAAAGAAGAGGAAGAAGUAGACGAAAUAGAUAAAACGGUGGAAGCGCUAGCUGAGGCUGAACGUGAGCAAGAACAGGAAGCAGAGCCAGAACCUGAGGAAGACGAGGUAGAAAAGGCAAAGCCCAAGAAGAUACCUAAUCAAUUCAACUUCUGUGAGAGAGCAGCGUUGACGUAUGAUAAUCCUAUGAGGGACAUGAGUACGCAAACUAUACCUCCGCCUACCGCAACUUUCAACGCCAGUGUCUUGCAAUGGACUAUCUUUGACGAGUAUCAGGAAGACUAUGCUCAGCAACAACGCGAGAAGGAAAAGGAGAAAAAAGUACCGUUGACGCAACUAAAGAAAGAAGAUGUGAAGAAAAAAGCCCAAAUGGAAUCUUCGGUGAUGACAAACAGAAUGAUACAGGCCGCGAAAACGUUGGAGCGAAUGGUGAACCAAAACAUUUUCGACGAUAUAUCGCAAGAUUAUAGAUAUUGGGACGAUCCGAGCGAUGAAUUCAAGGAUGGCGAAGGUUCCCUAUUACCUCUAUGGAAAUUUUGCUAUGAAAAGACCAAGAAACAUGACAUCACAGACAUGUGCUUCAACAGCAGAUAUUACGAUCUCUUCGCAGUCGCCUUUGGAUCACUGUCAUUUAACAGUCUAAUAACAAACGGCACGGUGUGCUUAUUCAGCUUGAAGAAUCCAUCGUAUCCAGAAUGGAUUUGUCCAACAGAGUCUCCCGUGAUGUGCCUAGACUUUAACGCCCAGCAUCCUCAUCUUUUAGUUAUUGGUACCAUGGACGGAGCAGUGGCGGUUUAUAAUAUAAUGUUACCACCAUCCACGCCACAAUAUAAAAGCAACGACGUUGUGCAGAAGCAUGGAGGGUUAGUAUGGCAGAUUUGUUGGGCACCUGAUACAGAGGAAGGAAACCUGACGUUCUUCAGCGUCAGUAUCGACGGUAAAAUAAACCACUGGGUGUUAAACCAAAACGAUCUCGGCCUCACCACCGUCAUGACAUUAUUCCUGGACCGACCGCCUAUACCGGGACCAGAUGGCACAAUGAUUACGCUGAAAGGAUGUGGAACGUGCAUCGCAUUUCACCCCGCCGAUCAGAAUGUUUUCCUGGUGGGCACGGAAGAGGGUACCAUGUACAAAUGCAAUACAGCGUACAGCAGCAUUUACAUGAGGACGUAUCACGAAGCGCACACUAUGCCGGUGUACCGAAUAGUCUUCAACAAGUAUAAUUCCAGCAUUUUUGCCAGCUGUUCGGGCGACUGGCGAAUCAAGAUCUGGGAAGAUGAAAGACCGGAGCCGUUGUUCAUGUUCGAUUUGGGUGUUCCAAUUGGGGAUGUUCAAUGGGCACCGUACAGCUCCACGGUGCUGGCCUGCGUCUCAAACGAUGGCAAAGUCACAGUAUUUGAUUUGAAUGUUAACAAGUACAGGCCAAUCUGCAGUCAGCAGAUUGUCAGUAAACGAAAGAGCAAACUGACCCGAUUAGCUUUCAAUAACACAUUGCCGUUUAUAAUAGUCGGCGAUGACAAAGGCACCGUAAAUACACUGAAAUUGUCUCCAAAUUUGCGGAUAAAGGUGAAACCAACAAAGAAGCAAGUACACUUGUCGUAUGAGGAAUUAGAAUCUUUGAAAUUAGAAAAAUUGCUCAGCUUUGUGCGAGAGCCUCCUGUAUUGAUUCCACCUAAAGACAUACGAACAGUCACUUAAAAUUGAUUAAAUAAGAAGGUAAAUUUCAACUUUUCGUAAACAACAGUGCUUUAUUAAUAUUUGCUAUAACAGACGGAUACAUAUAUAUAUAUAUCUAUAUUUUUACAAAUAAAUUGGCACUAUUAUUAUGCAAUAGAGAGAUCAAAUAGUUCUACGAAGUAGCUUAUGUACCUGAACUUUUAUUGCCGAAACACAUUGUUGUAACUAAUAAAAUAAUUCAGCAACUCGCUGCUUAACACAUUGAUUUAAAUUAAAAAAUAAGUCAGAUAAUAUUAUAUUAUGUACACAAUUUUUAAAAGGUAAUGC
Molecule: messenger RNA, 2939 nt
Organism: Vollenhovia emeryi
Lineage: Eukaryota; Metazoa; Arthropoda; Insecta; Hymenoptera; Formicidae
Product: dynein intermediate chain 2, ciliary
Exons: 14
Coding region: 426-2633 (735 amino acids)
Biological process (GO): outer dynein arm assembly; cilium movement
Cellular component (GO): outer dynein arm
Molecular function (GO): dynein light chain binding; dynein heavy chain binding
Source: RefSeq, a predicted model, not a curated record